AUGCCGAAAAAUAUUGAUGAAAGGAAGAAAUAUAAGAACAUUUUUGCAUAUGUCACGUAUUAUCAUGUAUUAAACAAUGAAAUAACUCUUCAACCGUUUAUCUCGUCCAGAUGUUACAUCACAUUGACAACAGCUCUUCAUUUAUAUCGCGGUGGAAGUCCAAAGGGACCUGCGGGUACUGGAAAAACUGAAACAGUAAAAGACCUUGGAAAAGCGCUCGGUUUCAAUGUAAUCGUACAAAAUUGUUCAGAAGGAUUGGAUUAUAAAAGUAUGGGUAGAUUAUUUUGCGGAUUGUCGCAAUCCGGCGCCUGGGGAUGCUUUGAUGAGUUCAACCGAAUUAAUGUCGAAGUGUUAUCAGUAGUAGCGCAACAGAUACUAUCGAUAUUGACCGCCCUCGCUCAGAGACUUACGAGAUUCAUUUUCGACGGCGCCUCUAUAAAUCUGGUGCACACCUGCGGCAUCUUCAUCACAAUGAAUCCUGGUUACGCCGGACGUACCGAACUUCCAGACAAUUUAAAGUCCAUGUUCCGGCCAAUCUCGAUGAUGGUGCCGGACAGUACCAUGAUUGUUGAAAUCAACCUGUUUGGCGAAGGGUUUCAAAACACACUUGUGUUAGCCAAAAAGAUCUUUACCUUAUACUCUCUCGCUCAGCAGCAGCUAAGUAAACAGCAUCAUUACGACUUUGGUUUGCGAGGUAUAGUAACACUAACUCGAUACGCUGGUAAAAAGAGAAGGCUAUAUUCCAAUUUACCCGACGACGAAAUAAUUAUUCUCGCCAUGAAAGAUAUGAACGUCGCCAAACUUACCUCGGAUGAUCUACCGCUAUUCCUCGAUAUUAUUACGGAUCUUUUCCCCAACGUAGACGUAUCCACCGUGGAUUACGAGGAAAUUAUCAGUUAUAUAACCAAUGAGGCAAUCAAGUUGAAGCUGCAGCCGAUUCCAAUGAUGGUGACAAAAGUCAUCGAGCUGUACGAGACAAAGAGCUCGCGUCACUCAACGAUGAUUGUCGGCGUGUCAAACACCGCAAAAACCGCAACGUGGAAGAUUUUACAGAAUACGAUGACGACAAUGAAGAGCGAUGGAAAGCCGGGCUUUAACACCGUUCACGUAUAUCCCAUUAAUCCUAAGGCACUAAGUCUCGGUAAACUCUACGGCGAGUACAAUCUUUCUACCGGAGAAUGGCUCGACGGGGUGAUAUCGUCCAUCAUGCGGAAAACUUGUUCCGAAGAUACCGCCGAUGAGAAGUGGAUCCUCUUUGACGGACCCGUGGACCCUGAUUGGAUUGAAAACAUGAACAGCGUCAUGGACGACAACAAGGUACUGACGCUGAUAAAUAAUGAUCGCAUCACUGUACCCGAUCAAGUGUCGUUGCUCUUUGAAGUGCAAGACUUAGCUGUCGCCUCUCCAGCGACGAUCUCGAGAGUAGGUAUGGUUUAUAACGAUUACAAGAGUCUCGGCUGGCGUCCGUACGUCGAUUCGUGGUUACAAAAGUAUAGCGCAAGACCGGAGUUUGUCGAGGAGAUGAAUCAGCUGUUCGAGAGCCACAUUAACAGCACGUUGGAAUUUAAGCGGAAGAAUUGCGAGGAACUCGUGCCUGUUCACGAGUUAAACGCCAUUCAGUCGCUCUGCAAAUUACUGGAAGUACUCGCGACACCGCAAAACGGUGUGGAAUUAGGCGAAGAUCGCGCUGCCUUUUCCAUAAUAUGCAAAAUAUGGUUUUUCUUCUGCAUGGUAUGGUCAUUGUGUGCCUCGGUCGAUGAGAAAGGUCGUCAGAAGAUGGAUAAUUUCAUAAGAGAAAUCGAAAGUUCCUUUCCGCUGCGGGACACAGUUUACGAGUAUUACGUGGAUACACGUCUGCGUACUUUCAUUUUAUGGGAGGAAAAAUUAUCACAGGCUUGGAAAUUUCAACUUGGCCUGCCAUUCUACAAGAUAAUAGUACCUACUGUGGACACGAUACGAUACGAUUACGUCGUGAGUUCCCUCCUAUCGAAUGGUUUUCCGGUGCUCGUAGUGGGUCCGGUGGGUACAGGAAAAACGUCUAACAUCCACUCGGUACUUGAGCUCCUAGACGACACGAAGUACGCCGUUCUACUUGUAAACAUGUCGGCACAAACUACAUCCAAUAACAUACAAGAUGCAAUAGAAAGCAGACUGGAGAAACGAACGAAAGGUGUUUACAUUCCCACGGGCGGUAAGACUCUGAUCACUUUCAUGGACGAUUUUAAUAUGCCCAUGAAAGAGAAAUACGGCUCGCAACCGCCGUUAGAAUUAAUUCGACAGUGGAUUGAUUACGGAUUUUGGUUCGAUCGCCAGAAGCAAACAAGAAAGUACAUUCAAACAAUACAAUUAAUAGCAGCGAUGGGACCAUCCGGCGGAGGCCGCAACAUCAUUACGGAUCGACUACUUACGAAAUUUAAUAUCAUUAAUAUGACUUUUCCAUCUGAGAAACAAAUUAUAAGAAUCUACGGCACAAUGCUAAAUCAGCAACUUUCCGAAUUUCAUGCUGAAGUAAAAGGAAUAUCAAAUGACAUAACACUUGCCUCGAUCAAACUUUACAAUCACGUAAUUCAAAAGAUGCUUCCCACUCCAUCCAAAAUGCAUUACUUAUUUAACUUAAGGGAUAUAUCAAAGGUCUUCCAAGGGCUGCUGCGCAGCCAUAAGGACUAUCAGUAUUCGAGACAGACUUUUCUGCGAUUGUGGGUUCACGAGAGUUUCCGAGUUUUCUGCGAUCGGCUUAUUGACGAGAAGGACAGAGAGUGGUUCGUGACUCAGUUGAACGAUCAGCUCGGGAAGCACUUUGAGUUGACCUUCCAUAAUGUCUGUCCGGAGAAAAGAUGCCCUAUUUUUGGUAGUUUCAUGAAUGCUUGGAAUAUAUACGAAGAUCUCUCGGAUAUCGGUGCCGUAAGGCGUUACAUGGAAGAACAGAUGGACGAGUAUAAUGCUUCUCGUGGCGUGGUCCGCCUCGAUCUCAUCCUGUUCCGCGAUGCGAUUGAACAUGUAUGUCGCAUCGUUCGUGUAAUAUCGCAGCCUCACGGUAAUAUCCUUCUGAUUGGAAUUGGUGGUAGUGGUAGACAAUCGCUUUCACGUAUUGGCAGUUACAUGUGCGAUCUGUCCACCUAUCAAGUUGCCAUUACGGCACAAUAUAGGAUACCGGAAUUUCGUGAAGAUCUCAAGACUCUGUACUCAAUGGUCGGGGUGGAGAACAAACCGACUAGUUUCCUCUUCAACGAUACCCAAGUGGUGGAGGAGCAGUUUCUGGAGAUUGUCAACAAUAUGCUGAGUACUGGCGAAGUGGCUAAUCUCUACAAGAGCGACGAAAUGGAGAACAUUAAAAAUAGAUUAUCGAAGGAAGUAACGAAGGCUGGAAAGAUACCAACAACGGAGACGGUAUAUUGCUUUCUGAUUGAGAGGGCGCGUGCCAAUAUGCAUUUGAUCCUGUGCAUGAGCCCGAUCGGCGAUGCCUUCAGGAACAGAUUACGGCAGUAUCCUUCCCUGAUCAAUUGCACGACCAUCGAUUGGUUCUUGGAAUGGCCGAGAGAAGCUCUCCUCGAAGUUGGCAACAAGUUCCUCAUGAAUCUCAAUCUGACGCUCACUAUCACCGGCGAAAAUAAAGUGGAACCACGGCAGUCCGCGACAGCUAUUCCAUUGCCACCGUUACAGGACCGAAUGCGCGAUGGAAUUGCAGCAUCAUUCUCUUUGAUCCACGACACGGUGUCCCAGUUCUCUCGCAGAAUGGCCGCCGAAAUGAAACGUUACAAUUACGUGACUCCCGUGAAUUUUAUCGAGCUCGUAAUCAGUUACAAAGAGAUGUUGGCAGAAAAGCGACAAGAUUUAGCAGACCAAGCGAACAAACUUCGCGGCGGCCUCUCGAAGAUCGACGAUACUCGGGUGAAAGUUAAAGAAAUGGCGGCGGAGCUCGAAGUCACUCAGCAGCAAGUUCAUAAAUCUACGAGAGAGUGCGAAGAAUUCCUCGUAACGAUAGUAAACCAACGUCGCGAUGCCGAUGAAACGCAGAGACAGGUCACCGCCAAAUCGCAACGUAUAGCCGAGGAGCAAAAAGAAUGCAAGAAGCUCGAGGAGCUCGCACGAGCUGAUCUAGCAACCGUCGAACCUGCUUUGAACGAAGCUAUGAAGGCAUUAGACGCUUUGAGUAAAAAAGAUUUAGCUGAAAUUAAAUCCUUUACGCAUCCACCGCCAAAAGUCGAGAUGGUGAUGGAAGCCGUGAUGAUUAAAAAUUCAGAACCGACGUGGGCAGAAGCGAAACGCCAACUUAGUGACGUAAACUUCAUUAAUACGCUUCGAGACUUCGACAAAGAUCAUAUAUCGGACAGAGUUCUACGAACAAUAGCCAAGUACACAUCCAAUCCUGAAUUCGAUCCUAUAAAGGUCGGCGUAGUAUCUAUUGCAGCUAAGUCACUUUGCAUGUGGGUGAUAGCUAUGGAAAAGUACGGCCAACUAUACAGAAUCGUGGCACCGAAACGGGAAAGACUACAGAUCGCGUUAGAGUCGUUGAAGCAAAAGGAAAUGGCCUUAGAGGAGGCAAUGCAGCAGCUGCAAAACUUACACGAGCAGCUCAAGAGAUUACAACGAAUGUACGACGCUAAGAUGAAAGAAAAGGAGGAUUUGAUUAAGCUGGCUGAAUUGUUAAAGCUGAAACUAGAGCGUGCAGCGAUGUUGGUGGAUGGCCUUUCCGAAGAACGUAUUCGAUGGGAAAACACAGUAGCGUCAUUAACCGAAUGUUUCGAGUGGCUGCCAGGGGAUUGCUUGAUAUCUACUGGAUUUGUGUCGUACUUGGGACCAUUUGUGUCCAAUUAUAGGCAGGAACUAAUAAAUAUUUGGUCCAAGGAAGUGCGAGAUAAGGAGAUACCGACAUCGCCAAAUCUAGAUGUGAAGGAGUUCCUAGCUGAUCCGUCGACAAUCAGGGAGUGGAACACUCAAGGAUUACCAUCCGAUGGAUUUAGCACGGAGAACGGCAUCAUAGUAACGCGAGGAACACGUUGGCCUCUCAUAAUCGAUCCACAAUGUCAAGCGGUGAAGUGGAAAAAUAUGGAGACGAAAAACUCACUGAGAGUAAUCGACUUUGGUCAAGCGAACUUUAUGAAAGUUCUGGAACAAGCAAUUCAGUUCGGUACGCCAGUACUGCUUGAAAAUAUCGGAGAGACCCUUGAUCCAAGCUUGAAUCCGCUACUCCAAAAAGCUUUCAUUAAAUCAGGAGAUCAAAUAAUGAUCAAAUUUAACGAUAAAAUAAUUACUUACAAUGAUCAAUUCCGGCUGUUUAUGACUACAAAGCUCUCGAAUCCCCACUGCCCGGAGAUUUCAACUAAAACGACAUUAUGCAACUUUGCCAUUAAGGAGCAGGGUCUCGAAGCGCAGCUUCUCGGAAUCGUGGUGAGGAAAGAGAAGCCGCAGCUCGAAGAACAGAAAGACAAUCUGGUACUUACAAUUGCAUCCGAUAAACGGACUCUCAGAGAACUAGAAGAUAAAAUACUUCAUUUACUCAGCGUGGCGGGAGAAACUCUUCUAGACGAUCCAGAUUUACUGAAUACUUUGCAAACAUCAAAGGCAACAUCUAUCUCUAUUCAAGAGUCUCUAGCUGUUACUGAACAGACAGAAAAAGAAAUAGAUUUAGCGAGAGAAGGAUAUCGAUCAUGCGCGAAACGUGCCUCGAUUCUUUUCUUCGUUUUAAACGACAUGAGCAUCAUCGAUCCCAUGUAUCAGUUUUCCCUCGUUGCAUACAACGCACUGUUUAUGCUUUCUAUUGAUAAAAGUUCUAAAAGAACAAAAUUGUCUGAGAGAAUUGAUCAUCUGAACGAAUAUCACACAUAUGCAGUUUACAGGAACACAUGCCGAGGUCUGUUCGAGCAGCACAAGCUACUCUUUUCUUUUCACAUGUGCGUCAAGAUAUUGGAUGCGCAGGGUAAAAUCAUCCCGAGAGAAUACGCGUUUCUGCUCCGCGGCGGAAUCGUAGUGGACCGAGAAAAUCAGCCGGACAAACCCGUGUCGUGGUUGCCGGAUGAAACUUGGGACAAUGUCACUGAACUCGACAAGCUGCCCGGAUUUCACGGAGUCGUUUCUUCUUUUGAGCAGCUCCCGCGUGAUUGGCACAAUUGGUACAUCAGCACAGAACCGGAAACUGUACCGCUAGUAGGCGAAUGGGAGGAAGGGUGCACUGAGUUUCAGAAAAUAUUAUUCGUUCGCAGCUGUCGACCUGACAGAAUAUCCUUCUGCAUUACGACCUAUAUCGUUCGCAAUCUCAGUCAAAGUUUCGUGGACCCUCCUGUACUUGACCUAAAAGCAGUCUUAAAUGAUUCUGUAGCACAGACACCACUGAUAUUCGUCCUUUCACCUGGCGUGGAUCCUACUGGCAUUCUCACGCAGUUAGUUGACAGUCAAGACAUGUCUGCUAAAUUCACGACAUUAUCACUAGGCCAAGGACAAUCUUCUAUUGCCACGAGCUUGAUAGAAGUCGGUGCCAAAGAAGGAUUUUGGGUAUUUCUUGCGAAUUGCCACCUCUCACUCAGUUGGAUGCCCAAGCUCGAUAAUAUUGUAGAAAUGCUUGGUUCCAGCCAAACUUUACAUCCAAGAUUUAGACUAUGGCUUAGUUCAAGUCCGACUCCUCAGUUUCCUAUAUCGAUUCUUCAAGCCGGGAUAAAAAUGACUACCGAGCCGCCAAAAGGAUUAAAAGCCAACAUGAAGCGCCUUUACGGUUUAAUUACCGAAACUCAGUUCGACUUGUGCCAGGAAAAGUCCAAAUAUAAAAAGCUGUUAUUCACACUGGUCUUCUUCCACUCUACUUUAGAACGAAAGAAAUUCCAACAACUUGGCUGGAACGUUGUCUACAGUUUCAACGAUUCUGACUUCGAGGUCUCUGAGAAUUUGCUGCAAGUUUACCUGGACGAAUAUCCAGUCACACCGUGGGAAUCUUUGAAAUAUCUCAUAGCAGGUGUUUGCUAUGGUGGUCACGUGACCGACGACUGGGAUCGCCGUUUGUUGAUGACAUACAUCCAGCAAUAUUUCACGGAGGACGUCCUGACUACCCAUUAUCGUUUGUCAUCGCUGCCCACCUAUUACGUGCCCCGCGACGGUUCCUUGGAGUCCUACCGCGACUUUAUCGCGAUUCUGCCGAACAUCGACAGGCCGGAAGCAUUUGGUCAGCAUCCAAAUGCGGAUAUCACUUGCCUUAUAAUGGAGACUAGAAACAUGUUUGAGACUUUGAUGAGUCUUCAGGUGCAGACCGUUAGUAUAGAAAUGUACGAGGAUAAGGAGGAAAAGGUAAUGCAACUCGCGAGCGACAUCUCGAGAAUACCGGAAACGAUUGAUUACGAGACAACAGAGAGGUUGAUAGGACCAAAUAAGACGCCGUUGGAUGUGGUACUUCUUCAAGAGAUUGGAGGAUACAAUGUGUUAUACAAAAAUCGAGACAGUCUUGAGGAACUUCAACGCGGAAUUAUGGGAUUGGUGGUUAUGUCGCGCGAAUUAGAAGAAAUCUUCAAGUGCAUAUAUGAAGGAAGAGUACCGUCUCUCUGGCUGACCGCGUAUCCGUCGUUGAAACUGCUUGGCGCUUGGACGAGGGAUCUAAUCAAUCGAGUCGAGCACUUCGCCAAUUGGGCUCAAACCACUCAUCCGCCAUUGCUCUUCUGGCUAGCUGCGUAUAUAUUUCCGACCGGAUUCCUUACCGCGGUGCUACAAACUUCGGCGAGACUCUGGAACGUAUCUAUCGAUUCAUUGUCAUGGGAGUUUAUUGUCUUCUCAACGGAUGAGUCUGCUAUAAUCGAGCCGCCCAUGGACGGCGUAUAUAUACGCUCUAUUUUUCUGGAGGGUGCUGGCUGGGACAAAGAGAAAGGUAUUCUCAUCGAACCCGCAUCUAUGCAACUCGUAUGCAACAUGCCGGUGAUUCAUUUUCGACCCGUUGAACAAGUUAAAAAAAGAAUCAAAGAAUUAUAUCAUUGCCCUUGUUAUUAUUAUCCUCAAAGAAGCGGCGAUCAAACGAGAUCUGCGUUCGCCGUCGCUGUAGAUCUCAAAGCUGGACCACAAGGUCCAGAUUUCUGGGUGAAACGAGGAACUGGGCUUUUAUUAAGCCUGACCGUAUAAACUGUAUGUUAAUAUAUUUUAUAAUUCAAGUCUCAGUUUAAUUUUAGCAAUAACAUGAUAUAUUUAUUUGAAAUAGCGUAUUAUAUUAUUUUUUAUGUUUCAUUAUGUUAUACAUAAAGAUUCAUUUUGGAGAUUGUGUUAUAGAUUUCAAUGUAUUAUGAAAUUAAUAAA
Messenger RNA from Nylanderia fulva, 8262 nucleotides. The record is from RefSeq and is a predicted model, not a curated record. NCBI's taxonomy places the organism in Eukaryota, Metazoa, Arthropoda, Insecta, Hymenoptera, Formicidae.